AUGGCAUUUUGUAUCGGACCUUUUUGCGGAAAAUUCCGCGAUGAGUUGGGUGGUGAUACAGACAGCGAGGAAGACGAGGAUGGCAGCAGCAUGCGUGCAAAGUCCAAGCGAAAAGCCAAGAGGCGGAGGCCAAAGAAAGAACGGAACGUUGCCUCUGCCGCCAUGAUGUGGGCCCCUUACUUGAGCGAAGUGCGCGUUCUGGUGAAGGGUACCGGUCAGGUGGGCGAAGGAGAGAUGAAGGCUGUCACGCAGCUGAAGACGCCAUACAACACAAGCAUGUCAGAGAACAUGCUUGCAAGGAUCAACCAGUUGCAGCAAGUCGAAAUCAUCGAGAUCGCCAAAUGCAAUCUGGAUCGCAUUCCCCCGUCUCUGGAAGAGGUGGAAGGUCUCAUGACCUUGUGCCUUUCGUACAACAACAUUCGCAGAUUUUCGCAAGAACUCGGGCGAUGCGAAGGUUUGGAAAGAAUUGUCCUGGAUUGGAACCAGAUCAGUGAAAUUGAGCCUGGAAUCUUCUCGGAGGGCACCUUUCCAAAGCUCGAGGUCAUCAAUUUGUCCCACAACCGUCUUGCAUUUUUGCCGUCGGAUUUUCCCAAGACGGCAUCGCAAAGCGUGAAUGGCUUGCAGUACGUUGACCUGUCCUACAACCAGCUUAUUUCAGUGCCGGUAGCUCUGAUGCAGUGCAGGUCUCUGAAGGAGCUGAAUCUGUCUCACAACAAGAUGAGCAAGCUCCCGGAAGAAUAUGGGCUGAAGACGUUGAAGAAGCUCUUUCUGUCCUUCAACGAGCUGUCUUCCCUUCCAGAGAACAUCGGCACUAGCAAAGAGCUCGAGAAGCUUCGCAUCACCUCGAACCAGAUCAAGAGGCUGCCGUACUCGAUUCUCAAGCUGUGGAAGAAGGAGGGCGGGAAGCUGGAAGAGCUGCUAGUGGACCGAAAUCCACUUCAAGUACCAAGCAUUACUGCUUUCGAGAUGGAAGCAGGAAUGAGUGGUAUGGACAGGGCCUUCCAUUUACUGCAGGAGAGCAAGAAGGAACAGGAGCUGGAAGAGCAGAAGCAGCUCGUAACCGAGCAGCUGGCGACCGUCCAGCAGGUUUCGGCUUUGCCUGCUCCUGCAGCACCGGUUGAGAAGAUAGUCGAGCCAAUCGCUGCUGACCCCGUGGACCAUCUGGACUCCUGGUACUUUGGGCAUUGUGGAGGUGACGAGGCCCGGAUCCGAGAAAUUCGGGAUGCCGAGCAAAGCUUUCUUGUGAAAAAGAGGCACACAUUCCUGGCCAUGCAGAGAAAAGCUGCAGAGAGUGCGCAGGAGGCCAGCAAGGAUUUGCCGGAGCAGUUGAAGGUAUUCUUGGAUGAGAAGAGCUACCAGAACUACCGCGGCCGAGUUCAUGAGCAGGAUAUCGACCUUUUCUUCAUCCUUUUUGUCUUUGCGGCAAAGCCGAUGUACAAGUCUGCGCAGACUUGGUUCGACAAGUUUGAGGUCGGCGAGAAAGGCUAUAUGUCCAAGCAGGAAUGGUACGAGUUGUGUCUGAACUCGCCCUUGGACGUGCGACAGAAGAUGAUGGAUGAUCUCUGGCAUGUUCUCUAUGACAGCUCCGUGAACGCACACGGCCUGACUGAGCCGUUUUUCAUCGCCUGCUGCCAGAUCCAUGAUCUCGAGGCGCGUGACCCGUACAUUGAACGGAUGGCCGAUGCCCUGUGCCUGUCCUACUACGAUAACACCAUCUCCGAGAUUGAGGCCAAGCUGGCGCCCAAUGCCAUGGAGUUCGGGGGAGGCGACGGUGAGAACACCAGCAGCAGGGACGCUGGAAAUGCACUCGAUGAUCCGACGGGCCUGAAGAGUGCCAACCAGUCAGCGGCAAAGCUGCAUGCGGGCAGCAGCACACUUGCCACCACCGAAGCGUACUCAUUGAAAGAUCUUCUAAAGAAGGUCAGCUUGACCGAUUACGACAUACAGCACAUCAGCCAUGUUGACGGUGAGGAGGGCAGUGUUGCAGAAUCGGAGAAGUCACGCGACUCUGCCGAGUUGUCCGAAGAUGAAACCUCUGAGAUGUCUGAAUUUGAUGCGCAGGCCUUCCUCCAACUAGAGGAGGAGACCAACAUCAAGACGGCUAACAAGACGCACCAGCGCUUUGCGAUUGGCAGCGAUGCGUCCUUACGACAGCUGAUGGAGGCUCCCUUGCAGGAGAUCUUCAGAGGUAGACGUGAGGCAAUGAGGGCGACGGAGGUGGCUGGUCCAUACAAGCGCCAAGUAGUCAUCAAACCUCAGCGCAAUCGCAGGCAGCAGUUUGACGAGCUCUCCGUGCGGCGAGCUUUGCGUGAUGUCUACCGCAGUAUGCCGUUUCUCGACUUCUCGGCAUUCAUCUCCUUUCUGCUGCGAACCCUCCACAGCAUCAAGGAAGAGAAGAACGACCGUUCAAAAGGUCGAAGCUGUGCGUGGCACGAUGACGACCCCUCGUUCCGACAUGCGGUCGGAGUGGCGGGUCUGAACAAGUAUACGUGCCGCCUUCUUGAGAUCAUGGGUUUUGUUCAUCUCAACCAGAUCUGCUGGAUUUGGCCAACAGUUCAUCUGAAGUCCGCCAAGUACGGGAAGUGCUGGGGCCACCUGCAAGUGCCCUUGGACUGCCCCGGCCUCGUCAAGAGCCGGCUCGAGCAGAUGAUCCAAAUCCUUACAGCCUGCCUUGUGGCUAUCAACGACAAGGGUACCGCCUUCACAGGUUACUUCGAUGUGGACUAG
Messenger RNA from Symbiodinium necroappetens, 2727 nucleotides. The record is from the annotation of a GenBank genome assembly. NCBI's taxonomy places the organism in Eukaryota, Dinophyceae, Suessiales, Symbiodiniaceae.